Molecule: messenger RNA, 1792 nt
Organism: Papilio machaon (common yellow swallowtail)
Lineage: Eukaryota; Metazoa; Arthropoda; Insecta; Lepidoptera; Papilionidae
Exons: 12
Coding region: 58-1704 (548 amino acids)
Source: RefSeq, a predicted model, not a curated record
ACAAUUUUUAGCUUAUUGAUUAUUUUUAUUAGGGUAAAUAUUUAAAAGUCUUCAACAAUGCCGGAAGCCGUGGAGCAGAAGACAAUCGACCCUGAAGCGGAGCUCAGCAAUGUUCAGAAGACGUUCGAGAAGCUGGCGCCGCUGUGCACGGUGGAGAAGCGUGCGGCGGGCGAGCCUCAGCUCGCGCCGCAGGAGAAGCAGCUCGACAUCCUCGCUAAGGAGCUGCGCGAGACGCUGCUCUGCAUUAACCUGGCAAAGAAGGGUAUGCAUGCGCUGCGCGACGCGCAGACUAAGAGCGGCACGCGGCGUGGCAUCGUGGAGUACGAGGCGCAAGAGACACGGCUGCGCGAGGAGCGCGCCCAGCUCGCCGAACUCGACUGCCUCAACUACCUCGCGCAGAAGCAGAUUGUUGAGCUGCUGAAGAAGGUGCCCACGGAGUCAGAGGAACUUGCGAUAAUCGAGAACGCCAACAACCGUCUGCGGCGCAUGGAGAACCGGUUGGAUCUGGCCACCAAGAGGUUCUGCGUCGUCAACACCAACAAUAAAACCGUUCGCGAGGAGAUACACCGCCUGCUAGUAGAGAGAAAUGACUUCAACGUCCAAUGGAACCGCACUAUCGGCAAGCUGGUGCGCGGCAAGGAGUACCUGAUGGAUAUCUUGGAGAUCGCGAGCGCAGCCUUCGCCGACCGCGACGAGUGCUGUCGCAAGCUCGAGGCGCUCAAGUGGAAGGGCCUCUUUCAGCUCAACAGAGAUAUAUCGGAGAUGCAAGCCUUCGAGGGCGAGCUGAACCACCUGGCUAAACUGGAGGAGUUCCUGCGCGUAAAGGGCUCGCGCCGCAUCUGCGAGGCUGACGAGAAGGAGGAGAUCAAGAGGCAAGAGGAGGUGCAUCGCUGCGAGCAGGAGAUCGCGCGCCACGACGCACUGCUAGAGGAGAUCUUUGAAUACGCAGGUUCGGACCGCGUGUCCACCAUAAUAAACCACUUCAACACGGCGGAGAUUCAGAACUUCUCGACGUUCGUGCUGCUGUGCGAAGUAUUACAGGAGUCCAUCAUCAUGCGCCGCGACCUCGAGGCCACCAGGCAGAGAAUAAUGGACCAACGCGACAUCAACGAGGGCCGGCUGGAGCGCGAGGGGCGGCGGCUGACGGAGCUGCGUUCCGCGCUCGAAGAGCAACGCCUGCGCACACAGCGCCUGCUCGAACUAAACAACAACGCCGAAGCCGUCAUCCUCAAAGUCCUCAAGGGCAUCGAUGACUUAGUCAGACUGGCCAGAUGCGACUGCACCCCGCUGCUGAGUCUGCUGGGCAACCACAAGGAAGUGACCAAGUGGAACGUCUCCAAGUUCCUCAAGAUACUUGAGGCGGAAGUGAAGAGUCUCAUUGAAGUGGCGUAUGGUGCCGUGAAGCCGCCAGCACCCACUCCCAAGGGUCGCAAGGCACCGCCGGCAGCUGUCAAACUUGUGGCCGAUCCGUACGUGGAGCAGUUGAGACCCAACAGAAUCGAACAACUUGUGCCCUACCAACCGUGCGCUUAUUGUGUUGAGGACUACAUCAUGAAUCUAGUGUUUGAGACCCCUGCCGUGCCCGCUGACGAUGAUUACGUGCAGGGCAUUUUCCACCUCGAGGACAUCAACACCAAAUUUGGAAUAUACACACUGACUAUACCAACAAAGCGACAUCCAUACCGUGGUACCAAGAAAGAUUAAAAAAUUCAGAAUGGUUUUCAUUUAUCGAUUAUUUUAGAAAUACUUUUCUGUUUAGGUCAUUAACAAAACCUUAUGUAAAAUAUUUAAA